AUUAAGAAAAUAGGUCGAGGCGUGUGGGGUUGACACGCUCUUGCAAAAAAAAAAAGAGAGGAAAUUUUCAACUUCGCUUUCCUAAUCCAACAAGGCCGAGUUUCGUCGCGUCUUUAUAAACUCUUUUAUAUAAAAAAAAAAAAAAACAAAGCUUAAGUUUUGUCAUAAUCUCUCCUAAUUCUUGAGAUAAUGAAUUCGAUGUUCAGUGCUUUCGACGCCAUGUGCGCUGAGAUGAUGGGCAAGAAAGUCACCGCUGCGUCUUACAUCUGCAACCGCUCUGAAAUCAGCGGUGCUUCUUCCGGCGGUGGCGGCGGCGGCGGUCAAACCGUGUCUUCGCUGAAGAAAGACAAAAAAGCUACAAAGUUGGCGGCGGUGAAGCAACCGAGGUUUGCUCUUGAGCUCGACGGGCUUCAAUUCUUCGAAACCAUUGUUCGUUCUUGAUUCCAACCCAAAGAUUACAUAUCUUUUUCUGAGUCUUUCUUUGUUUUCUUCUUUUUUUUUUUUUGUUUUUUUUGUGUUUCCGAAUGUAAAUACAAUUUUUUUUGGAAAAAUAUAACCAAACACUUUUGCAGUUUUAUGAUUGCUUCUGUUUCGUUUUCUGAUUCUUGAAUAAUGUACAUAAUAAUAAUAUAA
This is a messenger RNA of Brassica oleracea var. oleracea, 633 nucleotides long. RefSeq lists its product as uncharacterized. Lineage: Eukaryota; Viridiplantae; Streptophyta; Magnoliopsida; Brassicales; Brassicaceae. The record is from RefSeq and is a predicted model, not a curated record. The coding region runs from base 190 to 441 and encodes 83 amino acids. The transcript has a single exon.